UCUGAGGUGUAGGCGGCUGCUGAAAUAUGACUGCAUGUAUCCUGAUUAUAAAGAGCCGCCGGAUCCCAGCUGCCUGCACACAGAACCCACAGACCCGCUGCUGCCAUGGCUCACACAGUGAAGGUGCUGCCAGCUGCGGCCCCCUGCGGGGACCAGGAGACGGGCCUGGACCGGGACCAGCCCGUGUGCAUCCUCAUCAGACACUGCCGGGACAUGAAGCGGCAGGAGACGCGCCUCCGGCUCCUCACCAUGCUGCUGCUCCUCGGCUGCUCGGCUCUCUACAUCUUCACCCUCUGUGCUGAGCUCAGGAACAGAGAACACCAGAGCUCAGGUGAUCAUAGGGCGGCCGGGCCCCAUCAGGAGAGACUGCAGACUGCAGUCUCAUCUACAGAAAAGAAAAGAUUCAACAUUCACCUCAGGCAGAAUCAUUCUGUCCCAAAGGACACCGGGACUGACGAGCGGUACAUCAUGUGGAAACAGAUCAUUCCAGAAGAUAAUCAAUGCGACCAAACGAGAAAAGACAUCGUCAUUCCUAAGGACGGCGUCUAUUUCAUCUACAUCAGGACUUCCUUGUUUUGUCGCAAUGCUACCGGAGCUGCAUCGUCCAACAUGUUCUAUAUGCAGCUGCGCUUCUGGAACGAAAACUACAACGAGAGCCGGGUCCUCACCGAUGCCAGGGAAGUGGUCUCGUGUCCUCCAGUGGCCUUCAGGACCGUGAGCGUGCAGCAGCUCUUUGACCUGUCGGAGGGCGACCACGUGAGCGUCCGGAUCGGAGCUGGAUAUCAACUGAUCAACAAGGCCGAUUUUGGGGCUUUUCUUGUGGAGGGUUAGGGUUUCUGCUCAUUGAUUCAGGUUUUAUAAUGUAUUUUUUUUAAUGUUUUAUAUAUUAGAAAGAUUUUUUGGUUAUUUAUCACCACUCAUUAAUAAGCUUUUUAUGUUUUACAGUAACUUAAGGUUUUAAAAUGACUGGUUGGGAAGAUUUCAACAGAAUAAUAAACAGAUAUUAACUAAACAUUAAAUUAACUUACUGAGUCUUUUUAACAGCAGUUUUAUAUUAACUCUGAUCUUUACGAUCAUUCCUUCUUGUGAAUGUGGAAAAAUGUGAAAUGAUCUUAUAGCUGAACAGCUCAUGAAUCUGAUACUGAGUAUCAGCACUGGGGUCAUUCAGUUUAAUGACAUACCUUUUAAAUUGUUGAACAAGAUUUUUGUAUUAUGUUUUUGUAUUUUUUUACUACUUUGUGUUAUUGUAUUUUUGGACAAUGUAUUUUUCUGCAUGAACAAACUUGAAAUGAUACAAGCUACUACAACUGGAUCCUUUAAAUUCACAUUAGAGACUUGAUUUGAUUUGAGCACAACCGGAAGUUUAAUACGUUGAACAUGUCAAACUUACAAUAUACAAAGAAAGCAUCUUCAAGAAACUGUGAAAAUUUGGACUUCCCACAAUAUGAUCACAUCUAUUAUGUGUAUUUCAGGUAAGGUGAAGCGUAAAGUGAGAACUAAGGAGUAUAAAGAUCACUUAUGCUUCAUCACGUCGCAUCAGACAGAAAAAGUGCUUUUUGUUCAAAUAACUUGUUUUUCAUUCAAUUAAAUAAUUCAA
Molecule: messenger RNA, 1597 nt
Organism: Platichthys flesus (European flounder)
Lineage: Eukaryota; Metazoa; Chordata; Actinopteri; Pleuronectiformes; Pleuronectidae
Exons: 4
Coding region: 106-831 (241 amino acids)
Biological process (GO): immune response
Cellular component (GO): membrane
Molecular function (GO): tumor necrosis factor receptor binding
Source: RefSeq, a predicted model, not a curated record